AUGGAAGCUCAGGAAGACGACGAUGAUCUCAAGCUCGCCAAGGCGUCUGCUGGGCUGCUUUCCGACCUCGAAAGAGACCUGCCAAAGAUCCUGUGGAAAGCGACGUCUCAGAAUGGUCGCAAACGAGCUCACACGCAAGUGAAGAGUCGCGAUCUCGACCGUAUAAUCAGCUAUAUUGAGCCAUUCCAAGGCGAACCGCAAUUGCUCGACGCAAAACUAAAAUCUGUCCUCCCGCCGAUUGUAGAUGCAUACUUGGACUAUCUCCAGCAAAGCAAGUCGAAAGGAGACCUCAAGCAUAUCGAUUUUCAGACGGCAAUAUGCACUCUGCUGUAUACUCUCUGCAAAGUGCGAGGCUACAAGAUUGUUGUGGGCUUUCUCACCAAUGAGCCGCGAUAUCUUGAACCUAUCCUUGAGGCGGUCGAGCGGACGGUCUUCACAUCCGACGCACCAGAAGUGCAAUGGCAAGUACCAUAUGUUCUUCUGUUGUGGCUCUCCCAUCUUUUGCUUACGCCAUUCGACCUUGACUCAAUCUCCRCAAUACCCGGUCCGGUAUAUGAUGAUGAACAAGACGUCUCGUUCACCCAGCAGCUUCCUCCAUUGAUUCUGCGGAUCUUGCGGAUCGGAUUACAAUACCUGCAUACUCCGACAAAAGCACAAGAUGCAGCUGCGGCAAUGCUAGUAAGGCUAUCAACGAGACCUGACGUGCAGAAGUUCCGGCUGGCCGACUCACUCGUCAAKGAUCGCUUGCCAAAGUUAGAGAGCGCUGCCGCUGAGAUGCCGAACAUGUAUGAGAUGCUAGGUAGUCUUCGAUAUGUCGCUGGGUUGGCAUCUUCCGCGGAGCUCAGCCAUCUCAUACCCAGCAUCUACCGAACUUGCGAGAAGACGUUUGACGAGAACGACACUUCGACGUUGUCAUCCAAUGCUGUGGCCAAGAAACUGAUCGUCAAGAUCUUUCGCAAUAUUGCCAUUCUCUCCCUCCGUUCUGCCAACGCGGAUGGGCCGCUGGCGAGCUUUUUGCAAACGACUGGUGUGCUGGAGAAUGUCAUUGACUACCUGCUGCGGUCGCUGGGAGACAAAGACACUCCAGUUCGUUAUGCCGCAGCCAAAGCUAUCAGCUUGAUCGUACUUGAGCUGGAGCCAGAAAUGGCGCAUGAAGUAAUCCAGGCUCUGCUGGACUCCUUUAAAGAAGACAUGCCAAGAUCUGCGCAUGCUGCAGACUUCACCACCGCGAAUCCGCUGAAGUGGCAUGGACUUACCCUUGCACUCUCGCACACACUCUUCAAGCGUUCAGCUUCUCCAGCACAAUUACCUGAUAUCCUCAACGCUCUGAUCUCCGCCCUCCAAUUUCAACAGCGCACGGCCACAGGAAGCACCCUCGGCACAAACGUUCGCGAUGCUGCAAACUUCGGCAUCUGGUCUCUUGCAAGACGGUAUACCACCGCUGAACUCCUUCCAGUAAAGGCAAAUAUCUUGCAAAACAGCCGUCUGAAUGGACCCGACGUGUCUGUAGUUCAGCUUUUGGCAACGCAGCUCAUUCUGUCGGCCUGUUUGGACCCAGCCGGCAACAUUCGUCGAGGUUCUUCGGCAGCAUUUCAAGAACUGGUGGGUCGACAUCCGGAUCAGGUGUAUGAGGGUAUUGCUCUUGUUCAGAUUGUGGACUACCAAGCAGUGAGCCUGCGUAAUCGCGCGAUGAUAGGUGUUGCCAAUAGUGCCGCAGCAUUUCACACGAUGUACUGGCAAAAUCUGCUAGAGGGUCUAUUCGGCUGGAGAGGACUUGGUUCAUCGGACGUACUCUCUCGAGAAAGUGCUGCGGCUUCUAUCGCGAAUCUGUCGGCAAGUCUUACUUCCAACAAAAGUGGAGACGUCCUGCGAAGAGUCAGAAACGACCUCGUGGAAUGUCCAUUGCAGGAGGUAGAGAGCCUACAUGGUUUGACCUCUGUGGCAGCGAGCAUUCUAAGGCACAAAGUCGACCUUGGAGCAGCCCAUCAGCAGUCCACAGAUACCGUUCUGGCGGAGUUGCUCCCAUUACUCGGCCGCCUGGAGGCUGCGCUCAAGGAUUUCCACCCAAGGUUGCUCAAAUCUGAGCUCCCGGCUUCUCUCGCCCAACUCACUACCGCGGUGUGUGAUUUGGCGUUGCAGUCAAGGAAUGAUGGCGUCUCCAUGAUCAAAAGCAUACCUUUUGAUGCAGUCGACACAAUUGUUGACCGAUUACUCUACCGACGGGAAGACUCAAUCUUGGAAGCUGUCCCACAGCUUGUGACAUCGAUCAUGGGACUCGAACGGGCUUACGACGUACCUCUCGGCUGCAUCGAAGCUCAGACACUUGCAAAUAGAGUCGCUGUGGAUGGCUCAAAGGCCACGCUUCACAKUGUUGGGAGAGCUCUUGCGCUUGGCGCUCUUGCUUCCAGCUAUGAAUCUUUGGGGUUGACAGGCCCCAAGGCGAUGGCAGCAAUAUCACCGCUGAUUAAUCUCAUGGGUGCUGUGAAUGUAGACUGGCGCAUCGUCGGUGCAAGAGCGUUGCAGCUUGUCGCGAGUAGCGUCYCAAGCGGGGGAAGUGUCAACGCAGAAGUGGUCCAAUUGAUCAUUACCGCCAUCCACCGUGGACUCAACGACUACACAAUCGAUGAGCGUGGCGACAUCGGAUCUCUUGUCAGGUUGCAGUCCCUCACCUGUGCUUCUACAAUACUGGCUAGUCCUACUUUCCGAUCGCACGGCGAACUUGUCCAGACUUUGGAGGGCGAUGUUUAUCGCUUGUCGCUUGAGAAGUUGGACCGAGUCCGUUUGCAAGCCGCGCAAUGUCGCGCAAACCAUCUUGAUCUAGCACACGUCGCCAUGACGGACGUCGCCAGCGUUUCUUCAAGGGACUACUUUCAGGUCGCUUUGCUUCCCCUAUCGACAACGUCCUCGAGCUGGAUUCAACAGUCGCUCCUUGAAGGAUGCAUCUCUUGCAUAGGUGGCGGCGCCGAAUCACUACUGCAGAACUCAAGGGAAGUGCUCGUCGUUUACAUGGGCAGACUAACCGAUCACGAUCUUGAGCAACUUAUAUCAGUCUACGCCACAAUAAUGAAAGCGCUGCUCGUAGAAGCGACGCAUCUACACUCCGCUCUUGAGCUCCUCGCCUUCCUCCUCGACAUGCAAAUUGUACAACGUCUCGCCGGCUCCGCGACGUUCAAAUGGCGCAACCUCCUAUCCACGAUACAAAAGUCCCACCACAAAUCAAACGACAUUCCCAAGAUCCUCGCUGCCGUCCACGUCUAUCACGGUAUGGCUGAUAUCCCGAUGAUUCGCGGGGAAGUUUUGAAGAAGCUCAUCAGCAUGCUCAAAACGAAUCCAUACCCGCGAGUGCGUAUGACGGUGGCGGAGGUGCUGUAUAUGAUUACAAGAGCGGAGAUGUUAAGAGACCAUGACUGGGCCAAGCCUUCGUCGCAAUACGCGAGUGUAAUUGCGGAGUUGCAGAAAGAGAAAGAGCUUGGUUGA
Ramularia collo-cygni is the source of this 3477-nucleotide messenger RNA. RefSeq lists its product as uncharacterized. The coding region runs from base 1 to 3477 and encodes 1158 amino acids. The record is from RefSeq and is a predicted model, not a curated record. Lineage: Eukaryota; Fungi; Ascomycota; Dothideomycetes; Mycosphaerellales; Mycosphaerellaceae. Gene Ontology annotation, biological process: tubulin complex assembly; post-chaperonin tubulin folding pathway; microtubule cytoskeleton organization. Gene Ontology annotation, molecular function: GTPase activator activity; beta-tubulin binding. The transcript has 2 exons.